AUGGCGCAUCCCACAGAUUGGAAAUCCUCUCAGUUUAACAGACCUCCCACUGUGGAUGGCAUGAAAGAACUCAACACUCUAAUUGCUUGCCCUCAAGAGCUCACCAGGAUCACUGGAUCAGAACCUCAUUGGAUGUCUGCCCUCUUAUCUUUGCAAGCACAUGGAUCCCACAAUGAUGGCGGGCACCUGGAGACCAACAACGGCUUUCACACUUUUACUGACUUGCAUUAUAGUACAGGGUUUUCCAAAGUCCAGAAAGCUACUCAGGACAACAGAUUGAAUAAUUGGUGUUCUCAUAUCACUCACACCAACAACAUCUUAAACUGCAUCUUUGAUCUUUGCACUAUUCUCGACAGGUUAACGGGUGGCUCAACUAUCAUAUUGCACCAUCCAGGUGCAACAUCACCGAAUGCAGAUGUUGUACCAGAAUCCCUCAAAGCUGAGGUGUACAUCAACCCCAGGGUCCUUGCCGAGCAUCAAGAGCUCCACCCAGUACUUGCACAGAUUACACAGACCUUCAUUGCCGACUAUGUGCUCCAUUGGCACAUGCCUUUGCUGAGACUUGCAGUCGCAAGUGGGUUCCCUUGCCAGUAUCUUCAAACUCUGCGCACUUUGUCUUUCAUGGACUGUCCAGCUGGUUCUUUAGAAAGUCUCCUCAACUCAUCCUCCCAUAUCUUAUCUUAUGCGCCUUUGUAUGAUGGCAAUGUUAUAUGGGAGCCGACUCAGGUACAAAUCAGGCAUGCCUGCACUGAUUACAACAACAGUGGGGGCAGUGCUAGUGUGCCAUCUAGUUCGCAUCCUUCCAGCUUGCAUCCUUCCAUUUCGCAUCCUUCCAGUUUACCUCCUUCCAUUUUGUGUCCUUCUCGUUCAUUUUGUGUUGAACCGAGCAGCGCAGGAACUGAGACCCAAAAACUUGUGUUACAUGUCAACAAACCUGCCAAGUCCCUUCACGCCCCGGUCACAUUCUACAAGACUUCAGACAGUGACAACAACAACGACAUCAAUGUUUUCAACUCUCCACAACAAUAUCCUCCUGUAACCCCUACAUCAACUCAUUCAGUGAAGAGGGCUGUAUCAUUUGUGCCUCCUCCCUCACUCAUCACCUACUCCAUAUCUGAACCGCAAACCUCUCGCAUAUCAACACUUGUCCCAUUUGGGAAGAAGACUGAAGCAGCUCUGGAAGAGCUAGGGUAUCCAGAUGUGUUUCAUUCUAUCUGUACUUCAAUUCAGAAACAGUACCUUACUAAGAAAUGGGUUAUGAAAUUGCAGGAGCUUGCUAAGAUUCCCAAGGAGCAUGCUGAAGCUAUUGUCAAUACUAUGUUGCACGAUGUCACACUUUCAUAA
Suillus paluster is the source of this 1344-nucleotide messenger RNA. RefSeq lists its product as uncharacterized. The coding region runs from base 1 to 1344 and encodes 447 amino acids. The transcript has 4 exons. NCBI's taxonomy places the organism in Eukaryota, Fungi, Basidiomycota, Agaricomycetes, Boletales, Suillaceae. The record is from RefSeq and is a predicted model, not a curated record.